This is a messenger RNA of Cydia amplana, 5540 nucleotides long. RefSeq lists its product as uncharacterized. NCBI's taxonomy places the organism in Eukaryota, Metazoa, Arthropoda, Insecta, Lepidoptera, Tortricidae. The record is from RefSeq and is a predicted model, not a curated record. The transcript is spliced from 33 exons. Bases 81 to 5540 code for a protein of 1819 amino acids. Gene Ontology annotation, biological process: DNA repair. Gene Ontology annotation, molecular function: DNA polymerase binding.
GUUUGUCUGUUGUACUGUCAUUGUCUGUCAUUCACUUACAGUGUGUUUCAUGUUUGUUUACGAUUUAUUUUGAAAAUAAAAUGGAAGUUAACGAGUUAUUUACGAAACUAAAAGAACUUGGAUAUACUAACACGAAACGAGCGGAACUACGUGAACUAUGCAAUCAAAAAAAUGAUCAGAUAUUGAAGUAUCUACCGCGACGAAUUCUGAACAGUGAUGGAAGUAAAAUAAUUGAUUGCCUGUUUAACGGAUUUUCAGACAACACUCCAUCGUAUCGGUCUAAACUCAAGGUGAUUGACAUAGUCAUUAAGACACUACGAAAGGAGUCAACAUCUCUGACCCACUGUGGAGACUUAAUCAGUAGAAUAGGAUUGGAACUGGCAAAGGCGCCGGCCAGCGAGCUUGUGCAGUGGAGCAAUGAUACUGUUCAGUCCAUUGUGGAUGAUAGUGAUGUCAAUAUGAUAUGGAGAGACAUACUUCCCGAAUGCUUGAACACUCUCUCUGCAUCAGACACGGUGAAGCACUGUGGUACAGACAUGACGGUGGCUGAAUACAGGGAACAGUGCAUCCGGACUCUGUGCCAGUGCGGCUGGAAGGAGCGGCAACUGGUGCAGCUCACUGCUAUGUUCAAUGACAUGCAGCUUCCCCGCAACGAGCACAAGCAGGUGGUGAACAAGAUCUGUACGUACAUCAUGGACUGCCCGCCGGACACGCUGCCCGCACUUGUCCACCAACUGAUAAAGCUAUGCAAAACGCAGGAUUUCGACAUAGUGCUGUCACACUUGGGGUACUACUUCAGUGCCCAGCUGUACAGCAAACUGGCUCCUCCCACACCCGAUUCGGAAGCUACUACUAUGGACAUUGACGAUAUUGUACCCCACAGCCCGGCAGAAGUGAGCCGCUGCCUCUCCACCUGCAUCUACCACAUCGUGGAGGUGAUGGAGAAGCCGCAGCUCUGCAAGGUGCUCCGGGGCUGGCCCCGCUCGCAGCUGCUCCGGGCACCGUUCCUGCUGGACCUCGCCUUGGCCCUGUGUGGGGAGAGCGACUGCAGGGCUCUGUGUUUAGACGUAAUACCCCACAGCCCGGCAGAAGUGAGCCGCUGCCUCUCCACCUGCAUCUACCACAUCGUGGAGGUGAUGGAGAAGCCGCAGCUCUGCAAGGUGCUCCGGGGCUGGCCCCGCUCGCAGCUGCUCCGGGCACCGUUCCUGCUGGACCUCGCCUUGGCCCUGUGUGGGGAGAGCGACUGCAGGGCUCUGUGUUUAGACGUAAUACCCCACAGCCCGGCAGAAGUGAGCCGCUGCCUCUCCACCUGCAUCUACCACAUCGUGGAGGUGAUGGAGAAGCCGCAGCUCUGCAAGGUGCUCCGGGGCUGGCCCCGCUCGCAGCUGCUCCGGGCACCGUUCCUGCUGGACCUCGCCUUGGCCCUGUGUGGGGAGAGCGACUGCAGGGCUCUGUGUUUAGACGUAAUACCCCACAGCCCGGCAGAAGUGAGCCGCUGCCUCUCCACCUGCAUCUACCACAUCGUGGAGGUGAUGGAGAAGCCGCAGCUCUGCAAGGUGCUCCGGGGCUGGCCCCGCUCGCAGCUGCUCCGGGCACCGUUCCUGCUGGACCUCGCCUUGGCCCUGUGUGGGGAGAGCGACUGCAGGGCUCUGUGUUUAGACGUAAUACCCCACAGCCCGGCAGAAGUGAGCCGCUGCCUCUCCACCUGCAUCUACCACAUCGUGGAGGUGAUGGAGAAGCCGCAGCUCUGCAAGGUGCUCCGGGGCUGGCCCCGCUCGCAGCUGCUCCGGGCACCGUUCCUGCUGGACCUCGCCUUGGCCCUGUGUGGGGAGAGCGACUGCAGGGCUCUGUGUUUAGACGUAAUACCCCACAGCCCGGCAGAAGUGAGCCGCUGCCUCUCCACCUGCAUCUACCACAUCGUGGAGGUGAUGGAGAAGCCGCAGCUCUGCAAGGUGCUCCGGGGCUGGCCCCGCUCGCAGCUGCUCCGGGCACCGUUCCUGCUGGACCUGGCCUUGGCCCUGUGUGGGGAGAGCGACUGCAGGGCUCUAUGUUUAGACGUAAUGAAAGCCGGUAUAUUAUCCCGGGAGACGGAGUGUGUAGUGCGCUCGUCAUGCGCGGGCGCACGCGCCGUGCUGCCGCGCGCCGCCGGCGCCGCCGCCGUGCUGCCGCGCGCCGCCGGCGCCGCCGCCGUGCUGCGCGCGCUCACUACUGAAAGUGCCAGCCACCGCCAGCUCACCGUGCUAGGCCUCAUCAGCCUCGCCUUCUCCCUGCUGAGCACCCCCCGCGGCAAGCCCCACGCCGGCUCCUGCUGGUCCCUCGGCAAACUCAUACUAGCCAGGCUCAGCAAGGCGCAGCCGGAGACUGCCCCACAUAUACUGGCCACGUUAGCGGAUAGGCUGAACACGGCCAGUCCACAGCGACAAUAUGCAGAUUGCCUGUUCGUCCUCUGCAAGUUGACCCCCAUCUCCGUCGAGCGCUGCUCCCAGCUGAGCGCCAUACUGGAGAACUGCCGACCCUCGGCCGACCUCAGGAGCUGCGCGCUCGUACUGGAGGCCGUGCACCCGCUGAUCAACUUCAGUGCCAGGACUAGAGACUGCCUGUUCAUGGUGUGCAGGAAGGGGAUCAACUCCAGGGACUCCGCCCACCGCCGCCUCGCGCUGUCCGGCUUCCUGACCGUCCUGCGCCACGUGAAGGUGUCCGGCACAUUCAGCAGCAGCCAGAGCACGUACAGCGAGGACAGCCACGCCUCGUAUCUGACACAGCUCACUAUUGUGCACUCCACACAGGCCGGAGCACCUGCGGCGUCUAGCGUGCGCAACGAGGCAGUAUGUCUGGAGGUGGUGUCGAUACUGCGACGGUGCCUCGUACAGGACGCGGCUGUCAAACAACUGCUCUACACUAGACUGUACGAGUGUGUGAAAGACAAGCCGGGGCUCCACGAGUGCGUGCUCGAGUUCCUGAACGAGCACCUCGCCAUAUACCUGGAGGAGGACCAAGUGCUUUGGGACAAAUGUGUGCUCAUUAACGGACCCACCGCCGUGUUAGUGGAGCCCAUAUCUCACCUUCUGUACGUGACAGCACAGUUCCUUCAAGAGGAAGAUGAGGAGUUAGAAGACAUUUUAGCCAGCCAGGCCGACAACGGCAGCGCCGUGCUGCGGAGCAAGCUGGCACUAGACCUGGCCAAGAUAUGUGACAGCGAGCGGUUCGGACAUAUUGAAGUGGAUGACGUAGGCCUUUCCGACCUGACCCCUGAAUCCAAGGCGAAGAGCUUCAAAGUCCAGCAGAUGCUGUCGUCGUACGAGGCGCUGGUCGGUUACCAGGUCAUGAAGUGGGACCGGGAGAGUCCUAGAACCGCCACUGUGCUCAGUCUGUUCAAGGGGUACACUCAGCUGUUGGAAAACACUAAGGCAACACCUAAAUUAGGCAAGAAGGGCAGUAAAUCAACUCUAAACGAGACGCGAGAAACCGUCAAGUCACAGAAGAGUCAAAAGACACAGGAUAAAGAAAACAGACCGGUCAAGGUGUCGAGCUUGACCAAAGACAGAGGCGCACCUUUCAAGACUUUACCCUGCGUCUGGGACCUGAAAGUGUGUCUACGAGUGAUGGAACUACUGUAUAGCGAAGAAGUUCCAUGGUGCACUCUUGAGCAACGAAACCGAAUCCGUAGCUCACGAGAGUUCCACCAUUGGUCGCUGCGCUGUGUGCGCUCUGUGGUCGAACUGAGCGACAAGCAGGGUGUCAAACUCAUCACUAACAUAGCCACUAUUAUGUACAAGCGGUGUGUCUGCAGAUUCCGUGACAUGUGCGAGUUCGACGACACGACGGCGCUGGGUUGCGUGGAGCUGUUCACGGAUUGUCUCACGUUCAUCCUGUCCCCCGACCACGGGUUCAAAACUGACGGUUUCCUGUCGGCAAUCACGGAAAUAUCAGACGAGCAAGAAUCCACCUACAUGGCCGCGAUACUAGAGCACGUCCACACAGCUCUCUGCCAAGUAGAAGAGGAGAGCGCGGAAGAGGGAGACAGCGUGAACAAGAAACUAGUGGCGGCGUGUUGCCAGCUCGCUGACGUGUUGUUAGAGGCGCCGGUGGUAGCCUGCGAGAGAUACACUGCCGCAUUGUUAAAGCUAGAAGAUUACGUGCGGACCAGUAAACAGGAUUGCCUGUCACUCAUUCCACCGCUACUGACGGCCGGGGCGAGGAUACAGCAGGAGGCGCCUUUGCUGGACCAGCUGCUGGAUAAGCUGGCCAGCGCGCUGGGCAGGAUUGAUGUAAGUGACAGACAGACAGGAUUGCCUGUCUCUCAUUCCACCGCUACUGACGGCCGGGGCGAGAAUACAGCAGGAGGCGCCGUUGCUGGACGAGCUGCUGGAUAUAGACAGGAUUGCCUGUCUCUCAUUCCACCGCUACUGACGGCCGGGGCGAGGAUACAGCAGGAGGCGCCUUUGCUGGACGAGCUGUUGGACAAGCUGGCCAGCGCGUUGUGCAGGAUUGAUGAAGAAGACACGUCCGCCGGUGGCGAGGACACUCCAAACUUCCCGUCGGUAGACUGUCGCACCGGCCACGCCGUGCUGACGCACGUCUGCGUGCACCUGAGCCAGCGCGGCUCCAGCGCCGAGCACCUGCUGCAGCUCGCGAGGGACCUGGACGCGGCGCUACCUACGGCCGCUAGAGGGCAGGCGCAGGCUAUGGAAAGAGCAACUGGCCACGCCGUGCUGACGCACGUCUGCGUGCACCUGAACCAGCGCGGCUCCAGCGCCGAGCACCUGCUGCAGCUCGCGAGGGACCUGGACGCGGCGCUACCUACGGCCGCUAGAGGGCAGGCGCAGGCUAUGGAAAGAGAACUACAAGAAGUAUACUCAGCGGUGAUACUGCAGCUCUGCCAGCUGUCGUCCUGGAGCCGCGCGGCGUGCACGCUGCGGUGUACAGUCGGCGUCGGCAGUGCCCGCGUGCUGUCGUCUCUGGCGCGACUGUACACGUUGCUCGCCACGCUAGUGCGACAGCUGUCUCCUGUCACCCUCGACUCGAACAUACGGAGUGUGGAGCGCCUGCUAAAGUUGUGCGGCAAAAAACUGUCCUCAGCUGUGGACAACCUCGUGAUAUUCCUGGAGGCGGCCAGCAACAAGGCGCGCGACACCAAACAAAUACCCAGAGUUGUGUUCGAGGCCGAGCGCUUCGGCCGCCAGGUGGCGCUGCUGUCCGCCAACACCAAGGACAACCUCGUGAUAUUCCUGGAGGCGGCCAGCAACAAGGCGCGCGACACCAAACAAAUACCCAGAGUUGUGUUCGAGGCCGAGCGCUUCGGCCGCCAGGUGGCGCUGCUGUCCGCCAACACCAAGGUGAACCUGAUGCAGUACCUCCCCAUGGGGACGGCGCGGGACUUCAGGAUCCGGGCGCCCGUGAUUGAGGAGAUGCUCAAAGACAACCCGGAGAUAGAUGAGGCGGAAGACGAAGAUGCGCCUGCAGAAGCCCCGUCUCCAGUCGCGAGCGAUAACGGAGACAGCCGGGGCGCGGGACCUCCCAGCAAAAGGAGGCGCUCCUAA